AUUUUAAGGUUAUAUAUAGAUCAGUACGGGGGCAUAGAGCUUGACAACUAUGGCGCGAGACGUUGUAAAUGGAGCUGGAAAGAUCAGGUUACCCACGUACAUGCCCCGCCCUUCCAACCUAUAUGUAUAGGUAUUAAUAGACAUAUGGGAAUACGUGUUAUGAGCCAGGACAAUAUAUCCUUGACAUUCAGUGCUAGCAAGAGAAGUUGUAGAUUUAACAUGGGAUCUAGGUUGAAGUUGGUGGCUCCAGAGAAUGCUCCACUUAAAGAGGUGGAGGAGGAAUAUAUUUUCCUAGAGGAGAAGAAAAAUCAUGUGGAUGCUUUAUUGAACAAGGUGGCUAACUUGCUAAAAUUCCCUAACAACCCAAAACUGGAGAAGAUGUUGCCACCUCUGCAUAUAACGUCUAAACAGACGAAGACAGAGAAAAUGAAGGAAGAUCGUCAACUGUACCUGGCCCAACAAUCUGCUCGAGAAAAGAAACAACCGUCCAUUACUGUAACUUCAUAAGGAAUUUGUUUUGUAGGAAUAUUUACAUUUAAUAUUUACAUAUACAUAUAUUUUGACAUAUAUUUUGACACAAAUAAUUGUUGAUUGUAAAUAAUUCAAUUCUUGUUAUUUUGUUUGGACCUUUUCAUUGUUAUGGAACAAUAAAAUCGUUGAUUUUGUUUUCAGUUUUAUUUAUUGUUUUGAUUUUUCCAUUUUAUUUUGUAUUUAGACAAUGCAGCAAUAAAAUAUCUGCCAAUGAGUUUUAGAUAGGAAAUAUGUGUUUUAUGUUUUUUGUUAAAAGUUAUCAAGGUUCACCUCUUUCCUAUUAAAACUUCAAAGC
This is a messenger RNA of Ruditapes philippinarum (Manila clam), 826 nucleotides long. Its product is annotated as glutamate-rich protein 6-like. The transcript is spliced from 3 exons. Bases 145 to 507 code for a protein of 120 amino acids. NCBI's taxonomy places the organism in Eukaryota, Metazoa, Mollusca, Bivalvia, Venerida, Veneridae. The record is from RefSeq and is a predicted model, not a curated record.